GUUUCCUCCUUUCCAACCUCUAGUGUCCCUUUUUCCAAGUGGAAACUCUAUUCCGUUUGAAAAUACAUUUUUCAUCUAGAGUGGCUGCUCAUUUACAAUUAAUAAAUGCUGCGGUCCCCCUUCUCUAUAAAAUUGGAGUUUCACCUAAACCACCCUGGCUGCUUUGAAAGCCUAAUCUAUGCUUAGACCUUACUAAAUUUUCAAAGCAGAAUACUCUCCCCUACAUGUACAGUCAAGAACUUUGUAAAACAAUAGAUAUCUUUUCGAAUCCAACACUAUGUUUUACAGAUGGCUCAAAAAAUGAUGUAGGGACAGGUGCUGCUUUUUGCACUUAUAAUAAUAAUGUACAGUAUAUGUUUACCCUACCACCUAUAUGUAGCAGCUACGCUGCUGAGCUUAUAGCAAUAGCAAAGUGCUUAACUAUAUUAGCCCCAUCCAUGGAAACGAUUGUCAUCUGUACUGAUUCUUUGUCGGAACUAUUGGCACUUAAAAACAAUUUUUCUGUACAUCCAUUGAUACAGGACAUCCUAUUUGCAAUUGAAUCUCCUUUUGGCCUAAACUCCUUCAACCUGAUGAUGAGCGUUUAUUACUUUGGAAUCCGGAUGAUGGAAAACAACAAAUUGUGUGGAUCUACUACUGAACUUCGUUGGCACUUCAGGUCCAAACAUGUGUUCCAUCAACAAGCCAAGUCCGUCAUUUUAGGUGGUUCACUCAACUGCCGGUGCCGCUGAGAAGCUAUGCUCCCGAUAUGGCCGAAGGCAAUGGACAGCGAAGAUCUCAAGGCCGUUAGGGCAAGGGUGAGUAGCAGCCUCGGCAAUUCUUUUAUUCCGAGGUCUCUGAGCCUUUGUACAGGCAUGCAUCC
This is a messenger RNA of Cimex lectularius (bed bug), 862 nucleotides long. RefSeq lists its product as uncharacterized. NCBI's taxonomy places the organism in Eukaryota, Metazoa, Arthropoda, Insecta, Hemiptera, Cimicidae. The coding region runs from base 225 to 731 and encodes 168 amino acids. The transcript has 2 exons. The record is from RefSeq and is a predicted model, not a curated record. Gene Ontology annotation, molecular function: RNA-DNA hybrid ribonuclease activity; nucleic acid binding.